Molecule: messenger RNA, 1011 nt
Organism: Bactrocera dorsalis (oriental fruit fly)
Lineage: Eukaryota; Metazoa; Arthropoda; Insecta; Diptera; Tephritidae
Product: kinesin-like protein KIF18A
Exons: 2
Coding region: 1-1011 (336 amino acids)
Biological process (GO): microtubule-based movement
Molecular function (GO): ATP binding; microtubule binding; microtubule motor activity
Source: RefSeq, a predicted model, not a curated record
AUGUCAACAGAACAAACAAACAUUAAUGUUGUGGUGAGAGUGCGGCCCUACAAUCGAAGGGAGUUGGAACAGAACCAGCCCCAAAUUGUCAAGGUUUUGGACAACAACGAUCUCCUCUUUGAUCCCGAUGAAGAGGAUGAUGAGUUCUUUUUUCAAGGGACAAAACAGAACUAUCAGGAUAUUACAAAACGUGUCAAUAAAAAAAUCAGCAUGGAUUUUGAUAGAGUAUAUGAUCCAGAAGCCACAAAUCAGCAAAUUUUUGAGGAAUGCACAUCACUUUUGGUUGCUUCAGUGUUGAACGGAUACAAUUGUUCCGUGUUUGUUUAUGGUGCCACUGGAGCAGGGAAGACAUUUACUAUGCUUGGCAGUGAUACAUGCCCUGGUCUAACUUUUCUUACUAUGCGUGAACUAUUUGAAAAAAUACAAGUUCAAAGCACUACUCAUAAAUUUGAUGUAGGCGUAAGCUAUUUAGAAGUCUAUAACGAAUUAGUAAUGAACCUUUUGACAAAAACUGGACUAUUAAAGUUGCGAGAGGACUCGAAUGGUGUAGUUGUUAGUGGCCUCGUUUUAAAAGCAAUUUACAGUGCCAAUGAAUUUUUACAACUACUGGCGCAAGGAAACUCAAAUCGCACAGAAUAUGUUAUUGUCAAUCAGAAAAGCAAAAUCAAGAGUAUGAACUUUCGUGAGAAAUUGAAGAAGGAAAAUAUAGCUUACAAUACGCUACUUGAGCGGAAUUCCAUUAAAUCAGAGGAGAUGCUUACUGCUUCCACCUCUGGUUACAAUAAACAAAUUGCCAGGCUUGAAGAGGAAUCCACGCGCUGGCGCCGAAAGUUACAUGAUGCAAAAAAGGAUCUAGAAAAACUGAAACUAGAAAUAAAAGAAUCUAAAUAUGUUGAAAUUUUGAAAAAAUAUGAAAAGGGGAAAGACUUGGAAGUGCGUCAUUCAAAACAAGAUAUUAGCAUUAACCACAUAUCCGGCUCGAAGGAUCAUGUACGAAAACUCACCUUAUAG